UUUUUUAAGGGGGUUGAUGGUGGUGGGGGUUUGGGAUAGCUCAGCCACAGAAAGGAAAGGAAGCAAAGCCUUACUGAGCCUGAGUGAUAUUUUAAGUGUACCCAGCAAUCAGUCGCACCCCUCUAUCCUUCCAAAAUGCCAAUGAUUGAUCCGGAAUCGAUCAACAUUGACGAGCUUUUCAAAACUGCCAUGAGAAGCGGCUGGGACAAAGUUGCGUAUGCUUAUACCAACCACUCCGGCAAAAUCAUAGAGCAUCAUAACAACAUGAAGGCCCCAGGGGAGACUGCACUGCACGUUGCUGUAGCCUACGGCAAGACAAAGCAUGUAUGGGACAUAGUCGAUGGGAUACCCCAAGGCGAUCUUUUGGAGAUCCUGAAGAUGAAGAAUGAUCAGGGAGACACACCUCUUCACUUGGCCGCAGCAAUCGGGAACUUGGAUUUAUGUUGUUGCAUAUCUUCCCAAGACAAAAGCCUCAUUGCUGAAAGAAAUAAGGAAGGUGAGACUCCGCUUUUUCAAGCUGCACGCUACGGCAAAGAGAAGGCGUUCUUUUACCUGCGAUACUGUUACGGCGAGUCAGACAUUCCCCUGGACAUGCUUAUCAAGAACGAGGGGAAAGGCGACACCAUUCUUCACUCUGCCAUCAAUGGAGAAAACUACGGGUUUGCACUUCGAAUUAUACAUUGUUACCCAGAACUUGUGGACACCGUGAACGAGAAGAACCUGACACCUCUACAUGUACUGGCGCUUCAGCCCCGUUCCUUCCCAUCAGUUGGUCCUUCUGGUCAAGGCCCAUAUUUUGUCAUUGUAUACCAUUGCACAUUUGUCCCAAAGCACACAUGGGAUGAAGAGCAGGACAGAAGAGACUUUAAAGAAAUUGAGGAGCGCAGUGGCAAUGAUUUUUCACAACGUCCACAUAAAAAAGCCGGUCACCGCCGCAGCAAUGCAAGUAGAAAUGAUGUAGAGAAAAAUUUACAACGACAUAAUCGAGGAUUGAAUGUGGAGAAAAUGGGUCAUUGCCGCGGACAAAUCCUGGCAAUUUGCUUCGGACUAAUCAUGAUUUUGUUCUUCAUAACAGCAAUGUUUUUGGCGUUCAUCAUAAGCGUGAUGAUCUUCGUCCUAUUCCUUGUUAACUGGAAUUUAGCGCCAAUUAUAAACACGAAGAGAAAGCACUGCCUGGCUAUACAACUCGUCCAAGAGCUGCUUGACAAAGGGAAAGCUCCCAUGUAUCCUGAAGUUAAAGAAUUUUCAGCAUCAAGUAGCUCAGAAGGCAGGGGAAAUGAACCUUCAAAAGUAACGGGCGUGAGCGGUCAUAAGAAGGGAAAAAAAGAAAAGAAAAAAAGAGAUCUGUCCCUGGCGACUCCACUACUGACAGCGGCAAAGCUGGGGAUCUUCGAAAUGGUAGACUUGAUUCUCGACAGGUUCCCAGAGGCCAUUAAAGAUAUGGACAACCAGGGGAAGAACGCGGUGCUACUGGCAGCGGAGAAUCUACACUUGGGAGUGUACAGGGUCCUAGAGAGGUGGAAGGUGGUGCACCGGAGCGUCUUCUGCCAAGUCGAUGCGGACGGCAACAGUGCUCUGCACUUGGCUUCUCGGUAUGAUGAAAAUCGAUCUCGGGAAUAUACGACGCCAGUAAUUAAGAUGAGCCGCGAAUUUGCAUGGUAUCAGUACGUUAAAAACUCCAUGCCGUCAAACUCUUUUGCUGUAAGAAACAAUGCUGGGCAGACUGCUGUGGAGAUCUUAAUCGAAUCACACAAAAAACUGAAUAAUGAAGCGCAUCAGUGGCUCACCACGACCUGCUCCGCGUACUCAUUGAUCGGAACGCUGAUUGCAACGGUUGCCUUUGCCUCAUCAUCGACCAUUCCUGGAGAGUACAAUGAUGAUGGGAGACCGAGACUUGAAGGGGAAGUCCCAUUCACUGUCUUCUCCAUCUCUUCGCUCAUGGCCUUCUGCAGUUCCAUGUCUGCCACUGUCUUCUUCAUCACCAUUCUCUCGGUCCGAUAUGAGCUGAAGAGCUUUAAGGUAGGCCUGCCCAAGCGGCUUCAGUCAGCCUUCACCUUUCUCUUUGUAUCCAUUGCUAGCAUACUGGUCUCUUUCAUAUCGGGAUUCUACAUCAAUAUGAGGAACAUCAACAAGCUACACGGUGCUACAUACCUGAUGUUCGCAGUGAUGUUCUUGCCAGUAACCCUGUUCCCCUUCGUUCAAAUCCCACUGUACAUGAUCAUCCGCUUCAACCCUAUAAUGAAGUGAACUCCCAGCAUUUGAUGCUCAUUAGUUCGAUCGGACUCAUAUAUUGUUCGAAAUGAUAAUCAAAAGACAUCUUGAAGAUUUGUUCUGCUUGGAGUGGGUGUUGUCUGAUUUGGUGUGAAGGUUGAAGAACUCAUGUCAGUUAUGCUCCUUUCUGUUUAAGAUUUAUACAUAUAUUAUUAUAAUUUUGCAAUCAAAUGUGUGAUUCAAAUUAA
Molecule: messenger RNA, 2459 nt
Organism: Punica granatum (pomegranate)
Lineage: Eukaryota; Viridiplantae; Streptophyta; Magnoliopsida; Myrtales; Lythraceae
Source: RefSeq, a predicted model, not a curated record